Messenger RNA from Penicillium concentricum, 2055 nucleotides. RefSeq names its product LIM domain-containing protein. The coding region runs from base 1 to 2055 and encodes 684 amino acids. The transcript has 4 exons. Lineage: Eukaryota; Fungi; Ascomycota; Eurotiomycetes; Eurotiales; Aspergillaceae. Gene Ontology annotation, biological process: actin filament polymerization. The record is from RefSeq and is a predicted model, not a curated record. Gene Ontology annotation, molecular function: microtubule binding; actin binding. Gene Ontology annotation, cellular component: actin filament; cytoplasm.
AUGGCUUCAAUGAACAUGGGCAUGUUGCCCACCAUAAAAUGCUCCAAUUGUGGGUGCAAUGUCGAGAUCUCCUCCAUGGGAGAUCAUACUUGCAUUCGAAAUGAUUUCGCCCCAGUCGCGCCUAUCCCAUCACCGCCUCCAUCGGCCGGGUUUGAAUCAGACCGAUUCAUAGAGGCAAAGGUUGGCCGGGGGCCUCCCCCGGCCAUAGACCCCUCCGCUGCAAAUCGAGCAUUCUUGCAGCCAAAUAUGCCGACACCAGCUAACAGUGUCCAUCUAUCACCCUUCCCUACCAGUCCAGCACCAUCUACACUGCGCCCGUCUCACAGCUCGACCGAGGAUCGGUUCGACAGCAAUUCUGAUACGGUCUUCUCAUUCCCCAUGCCUGGAAAUAGGUCGCCGACUGAAGUGAGGACACCAAGUCCAAUGACGGAUCGGAAUCUGCUGAAAUCACGACCGAUCCCAUCGCCGGGAAUGGGAUUGGGUGUAAGGCCAGAGAAUAUACAGCUUCCACCUAGUCCAAUGCCACCCAAGUCUCCAGAUACGAAUCAUCACAGGGAGGAUUCGGCGGUGAGCAACAGCAGCUAUCGGUCGUCUUUCGCCAGCAGUCGCUACGGCGAUUCCACAACGAGGUCAUCGACAAACAGCCUCUCGCGUGGUUUCCGGUCAUUUAUGGACGACACACCACCAGUGCCAUUGGCACCUCUCCGCACCCCCCACAAGACGUCUUUCCCCCGUGAUUCCAAUGUCUCGGUGGUUUCAUCCCGAAUUAGCAAGGAAGAAGCCAGUGGAUUCGACUUUGGUAUUCCUACAGGCCAGAACCAGACUACCGGACUACACGACCUACCGGAGGAAUCCCCUUCAUUCCAGGAUCAGACUGAAUAUAUCGCUUUCCGUCCUGGACAAACCCUCCUCCACCCCGCGACAGCGGUAGCAGAGCCAGGUAGCGAUGCGCCAAGGAAAAGCUCCAACGCAAGUACGACGAGUGCAUUCUCCGUUACAAGCUUCGCCCGAGCUCUCGGUCUGGAUGACCAGAUGAAUCACUCAGAAAGCUCUGGCUCUGAUUCAUCGCCUUCCGAUGCCCGCAGUGGUAGUUCCAUGUCCAGUCUUCCCUCAGAUGCCAGCUUGAACCGACACAAACCCACCGAUCCGCUGGGUCUAUCGCCCUUGGUUGAAGAGAGGCCAGCCCGGACCCGACAGACGAUUUUAGAAAUACCCGGCCGUACACGGAGCACCAUGGAAGACGUCCCUCCCAUCCCAGCUGCUUUCUUCAGCCCAGAUUCACCUACCGACCCUUCAAUCAACCAAGGUGGAGUGUCGUUGAUUGCAGAAAGGAAAGAACCCCCGACUCCCACACCAACACAACUAAACCCAUCUAUCCCCCGAAAGCCAGCACCACCCCAACGUUCAUUCACAGCACCCAUACCCCCCAACCAAAAACACCAACAACACCAACGCGGAAAAUCGAUUUCAUCUUCAGACGGCCGUCUGACAGGUCGAUACCACCGCGGCUGCUUCGUUUGCUUCGAAUGCCACUCCCCCUUCCAAACAGUCGAUUUCUACGUCCUCAACAACCGCCCCUUCUGCGCGCAACAUUACCACGAGCGCAACGGGUCCCUUUGCGCUGGUUGUAACACCGGAAUUGAGGGCCACUACCUAGAGACCGUCGAGCGGAACCCUGCACGACCAGAUCGCCGUCGAUUCCACACGCAGUGUCUGCAGUGUCGUACAUGUCACGUUCUUCUCAAGGGCGACUACUUCGAGUGGAACGGCGAAGUCUUCUGCGAAAGAGACGCUCGUCGAGCAGCAGCUGCCUCCCACCACCCACCACCCCCUGGUCCUCCUGGUCCUCCUGGUCCUGGUCGUCGUCGCCCGACGCCAGGCUCGUCUCCCCUGGCACAGUCUGGCCACUUCCCACCGGGUUCGUAUCCCCCACCCGGCGGACGACCUGGACCUGGACCUGGGCCGGGACUCCACCCCGGUGCUAGAUUCCCACCUGCAGUUGGAGGUGGAGGACGUUUCCCUGAACGACGCACCACUAGGCUUAUGAUGAUCUGA